This is a messenger RNA of Prorocentrum cordatum, 619 nucleotides long. The record is from the annotation of a GenBank genome assembly. NCBI's taxonomy places the organism in Eukaryota, Dinophyceae, Prorocentrales, Prorocentraceae.
GGCGGAGCUCCAGGACUUGGGCCUGAAGGAGGGGCGCUCGUGGGAUUCGGAGGUGGACACCAGCCGGAACUACGCGGCCCUGAAGGCGCCCCCGAUGGGUUGGAGUUGGUCGGUGUUCCCGGCGCGCUCGACCUUGCAGGAUGUGGCCCACGAUGGGGUCGACGAUAUCGAGCUGGGAGGUGGAAGUAUCGUGAAGGCUGGGUUCCGAGUGCACGAGGACGUCGUGGACAAGCGUGUUUCGGCCUCCCCGGGCGCGCAGAUAACCAAGGAGAGCAUCUUGAGGACCCUUCCCCCGAAGCAGCCCCGAGCACUGGCAGCGACGAAGGCGCUUCUGCAACGGGGCAAGGCCGCCUCCAGCGAGAUGCAGCGCAUGAUUGGAAACUGGGUUUGGAUGUUGCUUCCAUCGCGAGUGGGCUUCGCUAUUCUGGCGAGCUCUCACCAGUUCACCAGCGAGGCGGGCGUCGCGGGCGCGAGCGAGCUUUGGGCCAGCGCACGAGCCGAGCUGACAAUCCGCGUGGCGCUGCCUCCGAUGCCCACCGCGGAUCUCACCGCGAAGUGGAACAGCUGGGCCUUCAUGACGGACGCCUCGGACGCAGGGCACGGCGCGAUCGCCACGGGG